CUUAUCUAUUGCAAUUUAUCUGAUACACUAGCCAGUGUUUAUAUGUUACGCAACACAUGGCAAACAAAGUGUUGAAAAUAAUGUCGCAUUUUGUUGAAUUAGGGAAGUGCAGCCGUUGUACUGUUGCAGAGAGCGAGGGGGUUUCCCUGACUCCUCCCUCAGUUACAGCGCGUUCAUGUGUUGCUACAGACAUAAAAAUACGAUGUUCCCGUAUUGCUUUUGAUUUAGACUGCGUUCCCUGGUAAUAAGAUUGACAUGUGAUAUAACAUGGAUUGUGAAAGCACAUUGAUGAAUGACUACAAGGAAACAGGGGUGUUUACCUGUUUUAGUUGUCACUUGAAGCCACCGUUAUUGGUUGGAUAGACUGAUUUGAUUAUGUCACAGACAGGGGUUUGGCUAUUCAAAAUUCAUAUUUCAUAAUGCAGGACAUCGUGUCUAUUGUUUUACAUGCGGCUACAAUGUUGCUGUAAGAUGCUGCAAGGUGACUGACGGGAAGGAAUCCUCCUAGGUGUGUGUUGAAUGAGUCAGCCGUUAGUGACCAAGAGAGAGGAUUUCAUUCGGACAGUGUUUGACCUACUGCAACAUUUACUCAGCAGCUCAUUGUGGCGUCCUCAUCAAGCUGUCAAUUUCGUUCGGGGUGUUUCCUCAAAUAUUUAUCAGCUGACACGCGCGCCGCACACGCACGUCUUUGGUCUCCUCCUGACAUGCAGCAUCGUCUGAAGCAUCAAGCAUUCGACCUGUCCUUCGUUCUGCGAGGCAGAGGGUGUCCCUGACUGUGUGUAUGUGGAGUCAGCUGUCCCCCAGCUGGUCUACCUGCAUUAGAGAAUCUACCACCUUUCAGAAGAUGUGUCAGUGAGUGAACCAACCAACCGGGGAGAAGAAAAUGCCGCGCACAAAGCAGAACAACCCCAAGAACCUUAAAGAUAAAAUCGAAGAAGCACAGAAAGAACUGAAAGAUCCCAAAGCCAGUGCACAGAAAGGGAUCAAUGAGUGUGGUCGAACAAGUGCAGAUAACAUAAAGGGACUGAAGAGGAAAAAGGUUGUGACAGAGAACCAGCUGAAGAAAAUACCCAAAUCUCCUGUGAAGAAGCCCUUGCAGUCCAAGACCUUUGUGGCAACACUCCAACGUACCUCGUCCAAGGAGGCUGCGAACUCCUGCUCCAAUCCCGACAUCCCCUCUCGGAACCCUGCCAGCUCACCGAGCCGGAACAGAGAUACGGAGUACCUUCAGCCUGUUGCUGAAUCCUCGGAGGGAGUGACACCAUCCAUUGACAGUGAUAGGCUGAAGCAGAGGGAAGUGUCUUCCUCAAAGCCACAGUCUCUUGAUCCGGUCAGUGGUAAAGAGGGGUCUGCCUCUGGUGUUGGGGAAUCUGAGCAGCUCAAGGACCGUAAGAGCGGCGCAACUGGAUGUGAAGGUCAAUCUACUUACCACACCAGUGCUCCACUUGAGGUCUUGCUCAAGGCUAUGGAACCGGACUUCAGCUCCUUGGCAGAAAGAAACACACAUUUUCCAGUCACAUCUGUUGGAAAACCAAGUCAAACUCUUUCUGCCCAGUUUAUUAGUGAAUUGAAUGCUAUGCCAGCUGUACAUUUUGGACUCCAAACUCAGCCUGGCCAUAUGCAAACUUACUUUGUAAAUAAACAAGAGAGCUACACCACCGUGCAGGCCUCUACCCAGGCUACUCCCUUGCAGAAUUCACAGCAUGCUACACAGUAUUUCAGCAACCGGGAAAAGCCUGUUCUACAAAUGAGCUUCAGUACUGGGCCCUCCGCUGCCCAAACUCAUGCACCUGUUCCAUCUGGCUCCAAUUCCUUACCCAAGAGCCAGCCGCCGGUGGUGCACACAUGCCAGUCCCUAUCUGCCAGUGUCCCCAGUACCAUUCAAGUCCCUGUUACACCUGGUUACAACCCAGUCCAUAUGGCCACAGUUGUGAACUUUGGUCUUGAACAGAUGUGUAGCAUCUCCCCAAAGCACCAGAAGCCUAAGAAGCAGGGGAAGUAUGUGUGUGAAUACUGCAGUCGGGCAUGUGCAAAGCCUAGUGUGCUCCUCAAGCACAUCAGGUCCCACACAGGAGAACGUCCCUACCCAUGUGUUACAUGUGGCUUCUCAUUCAAGACCAAGAGCAAUCUGUACAAGCAUAAGAAAUCCCAUGCUCACGCAAUAAAACUGGGGCUUGUGGCACGUUCCGACUCUGGAAGUGGGUCCCUCUCUGUGGAGUCUGACAAAGCACCCGGAACACAUUCAGAUGUAGAGGAAAGCGGGGACAGUGACGAGGAAAGUAGCACAGCAGACCUGGACCCUGACUCGUCACAAAGCAGUGUUGCAGCAUUCUCUGAGAGCAGUUUGCAGAGUGCAGGCACAACACAAGGCAACCAUGGGGAUGCAGGGGACCUAUCGGCUGUUUUCGAAACGCUUAAACCAACGACGAGUCAAAGGAGCUACGAGUCCAAAGGGACAGCUGGCCUCCCGAAAGUAGUCGUCUAUCCUGUUAAUGUCUCGCCUCAGCGGGCGGACAGUCCAAGAGUCGCAGACUCUACCCCUGAGCAGGCUACUGCCCAAAGGCAAAGGGACUUCCAAACGGCACAUCUAAGAUCCAGCAUCACCGUCCUGUCGUCCUUGAAAGAGGUGGAUUGCACAAUCCCCCUGCAGGAUGCAGGAAGUGAGGAUGAGGAUCAACAGUGUAGGUCCCCACCAGGAGGCGGACAUGGUCAGCUUCAAAGGCAGCAGGCCACAGAUGUUUCUCAGCAGCAGCAGGGCAAGUGUCUGCUUAGUCCCCGCAGUUUAGGCAGCACAGACUCUGGGUAUUUCUCACGUUCUGAAAGCGCAGACCAGGCCAUGAGUCCCCCGAGUCCCUUUGUAAAGCUCACCCCACCAACAGACAUGGAUGUCACCAAAAAUGCACUUCCUAAUCUCCCUGCAGUGGUUGCCACUGUUAUGAAUGUGGCUUCCGUGGAGAAGCCACAUGUUGUGCAAGGACAAAUGCGUCCACCAUUAGUAACAAAAGCACUCUCUCUCGAGGAACGAAUCUCAAAGUUAAUAUCGGACAAUGAGGCAGUGGUUGACGACAAACAGCUGGACAGUGUCAAACCAAGAAGGACUUCUCUUUCCAGGAGAGGUAGCAUAGACUCCCCCAAAUCGUAUAUAUUUAAAGACUCUUUUCAGUUUGACCUUAAACCAAUGGCGAGAAGGUCAAGUUCCAGCUCAGACAUACCCAAGUCCCCAUUCACCCCCACAGAAAACUCUAAGCCAGUAUUGCUAUUGUCUGUACCUAAUCAGUAUCCACCGAUGGACUGUUUACCAAUAACAAGAAGUAAUUCUAUGCCCACAACUCCAGGGCACUCGGGUCUCCCACCAAACGUUACCCAACAACCCCACAUACUACGGAUCUGCCAGUCUUUUGAUGAAAAAAUGAGUUCCUUAAACGAUGAUGUGUUUUCAUCUGCUCCCUGUACCCCAAAUCCAGCAAUACAUUCUCGUACCCUUGUACGUCAAGUAGCAGUGGAACAUUUCUCCACAAGUGAGGUCCUUUCCUCAGUCCGUUCCAUGGAUGAAGGUUACCAUGGUUCUAGCGUUUCCACUGUGACAAUGCAAAGGAGCAGGUCUUUUGAGCAUGCACAAGACCCAAACCGAAAGCCUCAGCAGAGCAAAGGCACAAUGUAUGAGUGUGAGACCUGUCGUAAUCGAUACCGAAAACUAGAAAACUUUGAAAAUCACAAGAAAUUCUAUUGUUCAGAACUUCAUGGUCCGAAAAACAAGCUGAUGUCUGUCAGAGAGACUGAGCUGGAUGUUUUUCAGCGUGGCAUGCAGCAGCCAUUAGUUCCCAGAACAACAGGUAUUUCAGGCAUAAUGGACCAACAGCAAUCAAUUAGAAAAAGAAGGAAAAUUAAGAGUGUUGGUGACGAUGAUGACCAAUCACCAACUGACACCAAUCCCCCAUGCUCUGUUAGUUUUGAUUCUUGCCAACUAUCAACAGCCAGUUCAGGUCAGACAUUUUCUCAGCACUCUAUCAUGGUUGAUCUACUGCCUAAAAGCAACCCACCUCAAAUACCUCAAAUUCAGCUAGUAGCAGGAGUUACAGAAUCAAGACUGUCACCGAUCAGAGAAACCCAGGUUAACACGUCUGGUAAAGAAAGAGGCGACCUACAGAGGCAAGGCAGCGGUACAUCAGUUAUCAGACAUACCAACUCUCUAAGCAGGCCCAAUUCAUUUGAGAUCUCUGAAUCCAUUGACAGAGCCUCUCCUGUUGAUUUCCUGGACAAAGAUGGCCAUAGAACAGGAAAAACUAAGGCAGAUGCUACAGCCAAUCUUUCAUUAGAGAGCUACCAUGAAAAGAUGUCCAUACCUAAAUGUGCCAACCAGGGAGGGAUGGAAAACCGUGUUGACCGCACAUUAGCAGCAGUGGCUGAGAGCUGUGCUGCUGUACAGCAGUCUCGCCUGGUUCGCCAAAACAACAUUCCUGAAAUCCUGGUCACAGAGGAACCUGAUCGGGAGCAUAACGGUCAUAGCACAGAGCAAGGGGAAAAGGCUGCAGAUACAUUCAACUGGCCCCAGAGGAGCGAGAGCCUGUCCAAGCUACCCACAGAGAAGCUUCCACCCAAGAAGAAGAGAAUCCGUCUGGCUCAGAUGGAGCACUCCUCUGGAGAAUCCAGCUUCGAGUCCUCACUGUCUCGAAGCCUCAGCAGGGACAGUAGCCUCUCAAGAUGUUCCAGCGUAUCAGCCUCCUUCGACUGGGACGAGCCAUUAAGGUCAGAGAGCCCCUCCAGAGGAGAAUGUGUCAACAAAAUCUGUGAUCUUCAAGGGCUACCAAUAGCCUUCAACACCCUAGGGGUCCCUGGCAUGAUGAGACGUGCUGCCUCAGAACAGAUCAGUUGCACUCAACCCUCAGUGGAGAUCUCUUGCGACUAUCGCAGCAAGUCCUUCGACUGUGGCAGUGGGUCUCCCAGCAGGUCUCUGCCACCCAACAGGUCAAUGUCACCAAUGGAACUGCAAAAGAGUCCUCAAACCUCCUCGUCUCCGCAUGUACCUCUCAUUGAAAGGCGAAGGGGGCCACUGGUUCGCCAGAUGUCUUUAAAGAUUGGGCCGGAGAGUCAGCAACAUGUCGGCAAUCAUGCCAUCGCUGUCCAGAGGCUCCCCACUGUAAUCUCUAUAUCUCAGCAGAGGCCUCAACAGAUGCAACAGAUUACCAACAAUCCUCCCAUUGCCCAACCUUUUAUUUUGCAUUCUGGAGAAACUCUCCAGCAACACAAUGAAAAAAUGGUGCAAAGCAUUAACCUGGGCAGCCAAAGUCAACUGCCUCAAGUUCAUGGUCUUCCACACCCUUGGCACCUAACAUCAAGGGUUCAGACAUGCCAAAAUCUACAGCAAUCUGCAGUUAAUGUCGUGAUCAGCCAAGAAGAUGCUCAGAACAAGUCUGCUGACUCUCAAGACAAGAAAAGCUUUGUGCCCAAGUACCAACUGCUGUGUCCUGCUCUGAGAUCAAGCAUAACAUACUCUUCCACACAGGGUACUCAGACAACCUUGCCUGUCUUAACAAUACCCAUUGCCAACCGGAUGCAAAGUGUGUCAAAGUCUUCAGAUGUUCUCCACAAUGUCUAUGUGGCACAACCGUGUCAUCAGAUUGUAGGGAAUAAGACACAGUCGAUAAUAUUGCCUAUAGGCCUACAAAACAACCGACCUUCUCAAAACCAGCCAGGUGCUCCGCAAUUGCCACAGAUCCUGAUAACCCAUGAGCUGAUGCACCCUUCCCCCUCUGUGGCCAGUAAAGGCAGCCUCUACAACCUUCAUGUUGUAAAUACAGACACAAAGACUGUACCAGAUAUGAACAAGGACAGGCCUCCAGCAUCUGCUGGCCUUCAAGUAAAACACAGUUUACUUUCCAAUACCCAGAACCAUUUUGGUGAAACUCAAAUAGCUCCCUCCCUGGGCUCCUUACACUGCACCCAGAAAAUGGCAGCUGUGACCCUCUGUCCACAACAGGAGCCCAUUGCCUCAAGCAAGAGAAUGCUCUCCCCUGCCAAUAGCUUGGACAUCGCCAUGGAAAAACAUCAGAAGCGAGCAAAGGAUGAACAUGGUGCUGCAUGCCUCACUGACGGCAGGUCCGUCAACUACCUGAACUCCAACAUGGCAGAGGUGACUAGGCAACGGAAACUAAUGCUAGUCCGGCAGGUGUGCGCCACUGAAUCAUCAGACAGUCCCAUUGAAACUGUGGCUCCUCCACUUCAACACGAGAAACCAGAGGAUGAAAAGAACGCCCAGACUCCUAAUAACCUCAAGACUAUGACACCUGAAAGCACUGAACAGGAUGAACCAUCUACUGUAGUUGCUCAAUUACAGCCAAGCUUUGCAUUAACCACCUCUCCAGGAAGUCACGUCUCCGCCGUGCCAGCGAACGCCUGCCUGAAGCCUCAAGACAAGGGCGAGGAACAGAAAUGUCCCCCUGCCAAGUGUCCCAUUAGACCCUCUACUUUCCACGGACAGGUGAAACUGGCCUCAUCUGUAUCUGUGGUCAACACACGAGACAGCCACCGCCUGUCUUUCCCCAGCCUGAAAACGACCACCACCUUCACCUGGUGUUACCUGAUGAAGAGGAAGCCUCUGCAUGUUCCCCAGAUGGACCAGAAGAUCUCGGCCUACUCCACCUGGGCAGUGAGCCCCAACAACCCCCACCCACUGGGCCUGCCCACCAAGGUGGUGAUGUCUCUCUUCAACUCCAAGCAGAACUCAAAGAAAAUACACUACACAGAGGCCAUAACGACAAGUAUGAAAUCAGACAUCUUGGCCUAUUCAAGCAAGCUGAAAGACGUCAUGCCUAAGGUCCUAAAGCAUCAGAAGUCUCUAACAGCUGAGAAUAACAGCAAAGUGAAACCUGAGACUCAGGUGAGCAGUGAAUCAGACAAGGAUUCUUCCUCAUCCAAACUAGAGCCACGGAGAGUCAAAAUAUUUGAUGGAGGAUUGAAAUCUAACGAAGAGUAUGUGUACGUGCGUGGGCGGGGUCGUGGUAAAUACAUCUGUGAGGACUGUGGGAUCCGCUGCAAGAAGCCCAGCAUGCUCCGUAAACACAUCCGCACCCACUCUGACGUACGGCCCUAUCACUGCACCCACUGCAACUUCUCCUUCAAGACUAAAGGGAAUCUGACCAAGCAUAUGAAGUCCAAGGCACACAGUAAGAAGUGUAUAGAGAUGGGUGUGGAGGACCAUGACGCAGAAGACUCUGGAGACCAUAGCCAGGUGGGCAGUACAGACCGCCCAGAUUCAGACGGAGAGGACUCCGAAGGUGCUGAUGAUGACAACGAAGAUGAUAAUGAGGAAGAGGAGGAUGACAGCCAGGCUGAGUCGGGCCUGUCCACCAACCCCUCGGUCUCAGCCAGCCCCCAGCACAUCCCCUCCUCCCUCCAGGCUGAGCUCCCUCCCAGCUCCCUUCUGGCCCAGUUGUCCAUCCACCACCACCCAGCUGCCCUGUCACUCCCCCAGCCCCCUGCCUCCGACUCCCACACCCACGAUGCCUCAGACACAGAAUCCGUGCCCAUGCUGAGCCCUGUCUCCCUGGUCAAGCAGAUGUCCAUCUCCGGAGGCUUCUCCAGCCCCUUGCCCUCCUCCCCGCCCCACCACACAUCCGGCACAGAGUCGGUGCCCAUGAUGAGCCCUGUCUCGCCGUGCAGGCAGAUGUCCAUCUCCGGAGGCUUCUCCAGCCCCUUGCCCUACUCCCCGCCCCCCCACACAUCCGGCACAGAGUCGGUGCCCAUGAUGAGCCCUGUCUCGCCGUGCAGGCAGAUGUCCAUCGAUUACCCUGACUUUGACGUGCCCCCUUGUCCCCCCGCACCGGGCAAGAGCUGCUCCAAGCUCAGCCAGGAUGGCACUUUGGCCCUGUCAGUGAGUGACCCAGGUGUCCCUGUCGGGACAGAUGUCAGCACUCAGACCUCCUCCUAUGGCCUCCAGACAUCCUCCUAUGGCCUCCAGACAUCCUCCUACAGCCCCUUGCACUUUCCUUCCCAGGGCCCGACCCAAGGACCAGGGGCCACACAGGGGACAAACACCCACCUCUUCAGCCACCUGCCUCUGCACUCCCAGCAGCCCUCACACUCCCCCUACAACAUGGUCCCCGUAGGGGGCAUCCAGCUGGUUCCCGCUGGCCUGGCAGCCUAUUCCACCUUCGUGCCCAUCCAGGCUGGCCCUGUCCAGCUCACCAUCCCCGCUGUGAGCGUCAUCCACCGGAACACCAGCCCCCUCCCAUUCCCCAACUCCUCUCACUCCCCUCAGGCUGAUGGUAUGGUGAGUCCCUCAUCCCCCGUCAACCAGCCUCUGGUGGUCCAGGAGCCCAUCAGUAGUAUCAUGCCCUGCUUCCCCCUUGGGCAGGUGGCUGGGCUGGGGCAGGUGGCUGGGCAGGGGCAGGUGGCUGGGCUGGGGCAGGUGGCUGGGCUGGGGCAGGGGCAGGUGGCUAAGCAGGUGCCUGGGCUGGGGCAGGUGGCUGGGCUGGGGCAGGGGCAGGUGACUGGGCUGGGGCAGGUGGUUGGUCUACCGGCCCUCGGGGCCUCCCACCAGACGCUGCAGUCCAUGGGCCUGGAGACUCUGACCCUGACCAGCUCAGAAGGCCUGACCUCCACCCAGCUGCUAUCCCAACGUGGCCUGUCGCUCAAUGCCACCUUGGGCCUGCAUGUCCUGGCUCACACCCCCACCUCACAGAGCAGGACAGUCCCCCACCACCACACCCACAUCUCCGGCCUGCAGAUCCUCAACAUCGCCGUUCCCACCCUCAUCCCCUCCCUCAGCCCCCUCUCCGGCCUCAGUCCCCUCGCCGGACCCUUUGAGAGGCAGGGCAGCCUCGAUUCCCCAGGAGCCCCACGGGCCCCUCAGCCCUCCUCUCAGACUGAAACCGGACCCUCAGUCAGCUGUCUGUCUGCUGCUUCCCAUCCCACCGCCACCCUGAGGGGAAGCCCCGCCCAGGAAUUGGCAUCAUCAUGCAGCAGAUCAGGGUCAGGGGGUUCCGGAGGUUCCAGAGGCUCUGAUGACACGCAGACUUCAGAAAAGAAAGAGAGGGUAUCAACAUCGCUAGCACAGCCAGCUCCAGCUCCAGCCCCAGCCCCAGCCCCAGCUCCAGCUCCAGCUCCAGCCCCAGCUCCUGACAGGGGUCUGGAUAAGAGUAAGAAUCCUCCAGGAGAGGGAGCCAGUGAGCCUGUCACGCCUCGGAGGCAGUCGAUGCCCUCACGACAGCAGGAAACGGAUGACUACAAUGAUGACUCGGCAUCCAGCGAUGAUGAGGACAGACUGGUCAUCGCCACCUGAAACCCCCAACCGAAUAGCCUGAUUAAAACCAGACUGAAUGCUGAGUUUACAAUGGUGAUCUCAACGUUCAAUCUGGUUAACCAGGCUACUUAUCAAUGUUCUUAUUUUGUAAUGGUUGUCACUUUCUAAGACUUAAAACACUUCAGGGUGGGUUUGUUUCUCUGCAAAUCACCAUUCAAAGCACAGUUUCUGACAUUCAUAUUGUAUGUGCAAUCAAUAGAUGCUUAUGAUAAUGAUCUUUUAACUUUUUUGUCAGCUCCAGACAAUUUUUUCUUUUGUACAUGUUGUAUAGACAAUUGUGCCUUUUUUGUAGUUGCUUGUUGUAUUAACCUGUAAAUAAUACCUUACAAAUUCAGUAGUUGCUUAUUGUAUUAACCUGUAAAUAAUACCAUACAAAUUCAGUAGUUGCUUGUUGUAUUAACCUGUAAAUAAUACCUUACAAAUUCAGUAGUUGCUUGUUUUAUUUCAAUGAAAUGGAACUAAAUAGAAAAAAAUGUACCUUACCGGUUUUAUUUUGGAAAGUUUUAACGUCAAUUGUAAAUUUAUGAGAAGAAAAAACUGAAUGUGUUGUACUUUGACAUUUCUAUGGAUUUGGGGCAUUGUUUCUGUGUACAGAUGUUGUGUUCAACUAUUUAUUACAGUAUAUUCCAUGUGGUGCCCAUGAUGCUUCAUGUCCAUAGGUAUGUGUAAUAUGGUAGCUUUUCAUUGCAGUAUCACUAUUAUUAUCAACUGUAUCAGUAAAACUUUGUUUACACACAUACAAAGGUUAUUCAGGUUUUUUUUGUCUCCGAUGCAUAUAACAUGUUUCCACAAUUUAAUACAAUGAAAUUAAAAUAAAAUUGAAUUAGGGGGAAAAAUAUCUAAUUAUGUUUAGAUGAUUAAACAGUAGUAAAAUGCAUUUUUCUUUUACUAUGCAUUGACCUUUAACCUUCCGUCUACACUACACUGAGAACAGGACUUUAAAUACAGUACAUUACAUUCUCUGAAGUAUUUCACUGAAUGUUCAUGGAUGAAAACAAAUACAUGUAUAAAGAUGUUAAAAUCAACGUGUAAUUCAACACUCAAUCGUACUGUAACAGCCUGGGCUCCUUAGUGGCGCAGCAGUCUAAGGCACUGCAUCUCACUGCUAGAGGCGUCACUAAAAAUCCUUGUUCAAUUCCAGGCUGUAUCGAAAACCGGCCGAGUCCCAUAGGGCGGCGCACAAUUAGCCCAGCGUUUUCUGGGUUUGGCCGGCGUAGGCCGUCAUUGUAAAUAAGAAUUUGUUCUUAACUGACUUGCCUAGUUAAAUAAAGGUUACAUAAAAGACUCAACGGUUCAAUGUUAACGUCUUCAAAUCCACUGUCACACAAUGUUCUGUAUUACAUAAUGUUCCAGUCAGCCUAAUAGUUGCACUUGCUCUCAACAGCGCAUUCGUAUUUCACGGAAUUUUUUUAUUUUCAUCAGGAACGAGAGUAUGUCAGUGGGCAUUGACCCAACAGACAUAAUCAGACCUUUGUCGAACCAGACCAGAGAGGGAGGGGGACAUCAGACCUCUGUGCUUGACCAGAUACAAUGCUAUUUCACAGAAAGUAAAUUCACCACAGACUUUCAGCACGCAUAUAGGGAAGGACACUCAACAAGCACAGCACUUACACAAAUGACUGAUGAUUGGCUGAGAGAAAUUGAUGAUAAAAUGAUUGUGGGGGCUGUCUUGUUAGACUUCAGUGCAGCUUUUGACAAUAUCAAUCAUAGUCUGCUUCUGGAAAAACGUUUGUGUUAUGGCUUUACACCUCCUGCUAUAAUGUGGAUAAAGAGUUACUUGUCUAUCAGAACACAGAGGGUGUUCUUUAAUGGAAGCCUCUCCAAUAUAAUCCAGGUAGAAGCAGGAAUUCCCCAGGGUAGCUGUUUAGGCCCCUUACUUUUUUCAAUCUUAACUAACAACAUGCCACUGGCUUUAAGUAAGGCCAGUGUGUCUAUGUAUGUGAAUGCCUCAACACUAUGCACGUCAGCUACUACAGCGACUGAAAUGACUGCAACACUUAACAAAGAGCUGCAGUUAGUUCCAGAAUGGGUGACAAGGAAAUAAAUAUUUCCAAAACUAAAAGCAUUGUAUUUGGGACAAAUCAUUCACUAAACCCUAAACCUCAACUACAUCUCGAAAUUGAACAAGUUGAUGUAACUAAGGUGCUUGGUGUAACCCUGGGUUGUAAACUGUCAUGAUCAAAACAUAUUGAAACAACAGUAGCUAAGAUGGGGAGAAGUCUGUCCAUACUCUGUCUUCUUAACAACACUAUCAACAAGGCAGGUCCUACAGGCCCUGGUUUUGUCGCACUGUUCAGUAGUGUGGUCAGGUGCCACAAAGAGGGACUUGGGAAAAAUUGUAGUUGGCUCAGACUAGGGAAGCACGGCUGGCCCUGAAAAAUACACGGAGAGAUAACAUUAAUGACAUGCAUGUUAAUCUCUCAUAGCUCAAAGUGGAAGAGAGAUUGACUUCCUCAUUACUUGUUUUUGUAAGAAGUGUUGACAAGUUGAAGGUACCAAGCUGUGUGUUUAAAUUACUAGCACACUGCUCGGACACACAUGCAUACCCCACAAGACAUACCACCAGAGGUCUCUUCACAGUCCCCAAGUCCAGAACAGACUAUGAGAAGUGCACAGUACUACAUAGAGCCAUGACUACAUGGAACUCUAUUCCACAUCAGGUAACUGAUGCAAGCAGUAGAAUCAGAUUUAAAAAGUAGGAAAAAAUACACCUUAUGGAACAGUGGGGACUGUGAAGUAACACAAACAUAGACACAGACACAUGCACACACACACACAUGAUAACAUACGCACUAUAUACACAUGUACACAUGGAUUUGCAUUGUAGAUACGUGGUAGUGGAGUAUGGGCCUGAGGGCAAACUCUUAGUGUGUUGUGAAUUCUGUAAUGAAUGUAUUGUAAUGUUUUUAAAAUUGUAUAACUGCCUUAAUUUUGCCCGGGCCCCAGGAAGAGUAGUUGCUGCCUUGGCAGCAGCUAAUGGGGAUCCAUAAUAAAUACAAAUACAAAACCAGA
Salvelinus fontinalis (brook trout) is the source of this 12313-nucleotide messenger RNA. RefSeq names its product zinc finger protein 40-like. NCBI's taxonomy places the organism in Eukaryota, Metazoa, Chordata, Actinopteri, Salmoniformes, Salmonidae. Gene Ontology annotation, molecular function: DNA-binding transcription factor activity, RNA polymerase II-specific; RNA polymerase II cis-regulatory region sequence-specific DNA binding. The record is from RefSeq and is a predicted model, not a curated record. Bases 884 to 9280 code for a protein of 2798 amino acids. The transcript is spliced from 9 exons. Gene Ontology annotation, biological process: regulation of transcription by RNA polymerase II. Gene Ontology annotation, cellular component: nucleus.